AUGCAUAUCAAAGGACCUUCCUGGCUAGGAUUAAGACGAGGAGUGGGAAGACCAGUUGAAUUCCAUGAUGAACCAAAAGUGGCAACUCAAAAGCUGGGAAAGUCGAAGUCCGUGACAGCCAACAUUACGAGCCUUCAACAAGGAACAUGCCAGGGCGGCCAGCCUGCGAGUCUUGUCACGCUCGGUUUUGCAUUUGCAAAUCAUAUCACGAGUGUACGAUUUACCAAGAUCACGGUUAAGGUCGUUUUCGAAGCAGUAACGGUGCCGCGCGACGCAAGUACUUCUACCAGUACCACCACCCAAGGAUUGCUCGCUGCACAUCAACACCCUGAGGUGCAGCAUUUCUGUCCUGGAAUCCUCGAUACUAGUGCGACGACUGCGGAUAUCACCGAGGAGACAAGCAUCAACCAAUAUGUAAAGCGCACACAGUAUAAAAAAAAGCACUAUUCAACGAUAGAGGGGCAGAAAUGGAUGAACAAGCUGUCAAGCAGCCGGGACUUUGGCAUGGCGGAAGGCUAUAAUGAGGUCGAGUGGACGUUGCAGGAGAAUCACCUACAGCAGAAUGGUCUUCAGCCUCAAUUCAAGGUCGCCUGCCUAUUAAAGCAUGCCAGUGCCCGCUAUCCUUUCCGAGCGAAUAUCACAAUCAGCGCGGCCACGAACGCGACGCUGUAUAAAGGAGCAUCUGAGCAAGCGUAUUUGAGUGUGUUAUUUCGUAAUUCCGAGUCCGAUUCGCCGCAGGACCUGCGGAACUUUGACGAUAUGAGCGACAAGGAUUGGGAAGGCAUCGUUGAUUAUGACCAUAUAUAUGCUAGCUUUACGGCGAUGCAGCUAGUUGACUGA
This is a messenger RNA of Mytilinidion resinicola, 840 nucleotides long. RefSeq lists its product as uncharacterized. The record is from RefSeq and is a predicted model, not a curated record. Bases 1 to 840 code for a protein of 279 amino acids. NCBI's taxonomy places the organism in Eukaryota, Fungi, Ascomycota, Dothideomycetes, Mytilinidiales, Mytilinidiaceae. The transcript is spliced from 2 exons.